UUCAAAGGUGGUUAACUCGGCUCACUUGAACUGACCACACAACCGACUAGUACCAAGCUGGUCGGAUUUGAAAGAGGAUCACCGAUUUAUAGAAAUGACCUAGAGGCCUUACAGAUACAUUUGUGCUUUUGUCGCUCUUCUAAUCUGCAUUUUGUGGAGGAGAAGGGGUGAGAUCUGGGAGCACAUUUUUGUUUCCGCAGUGAUUAAUAACUACCUCAGCCAGCAGAAGGAAACGGCGAGGACGUUGAGGAGGCCGGCAAAGUUUCCAACAGCAGUCCUAUCAGCUGGCUUCUGCUCACCGCCACAGACGGUGUGAAGAGAAUCUCUGAGGGACUGGUUGUCUGCCCUCCGCUCUGCUCCAUACACACAGAGAGGAAGUGAAGUGACAAGGCACCAUUGUCCUACUGGAUAACAGAUUUUGUCUCUUUUUAUUAUCAGACUCCUUGCUGUUGACCAGUGCCACAUUUCUUUUCAGAUUCUUCGCUUUGUUUUUUGCUUACAGCUUUUAAAGAUUUUCUAUCUAUAAAUAUAAAAACUAUAUACGUUAUACAAAAUGACAUUUUCUGCUUCCAUUUGAAGGAAUUGUUAUGCACAUGAAUCUUGUCUUGGAAUGAGAGAAUCGUGGAGUGUUUUCAGUUUUUUGCUCUGUCCUCUCAUAAACCAUUGACUCCUUUUUGAGGCAGAAAAUACAGAUUCGGGAAGGUGUAUUUCUACCUUUCUAUUUUUGCUGGGACUGUCCACCGUGAGCUGCAGCAGGGCUGCACAUAAACAUCACACUUAGUCAACAAGUCUCUACCCUGCAUCGCUCUGUUAGUUACAAAGCAUUUUGAGAUGAGCUUCUGGUAGAUGGAGCCCUUAAGUUGUCUUUUUACAUAAAUUCCAGGACUAUUGGGUUGUUUCUAUAAGAGCGUGAAAAAGAGCUUCUGUUUGGCUGAAAUCCGGAGCUUCCAGAGUCAGCCUGACACUUAUGUAUUGUUGUAGUGCGCAGGAAAGUAAAAUGGACUACAAGCGGCGCUUUUUGCUCGGCGGGUCCAAGCAGAAAGUGCAGCAGCACCAGCAGUACCAGAUGCCUGAGCUGAGCCGGACCCUCAGUGCCCCCCUGGGCUCCACCUGCUCCCCCAUGGGUGGCUCCACCGGGGUGGGCAUGCCCGGCAGCUGCCAACCACCUCCCUCCACCCCCAACACCACUGCGGUCGCCGACAUCCAGCAGGGCAUCUCCAAGUACCUGGAUGCACUGAAUGUGUUCUGCCGGGCCAGCGCCUUUCUCACGGACCUGUUCAGCAGCGUGUUCAGGAACUCCCACUACUCGAAAGCAGCUAUGCAACUUAAGGACGUGCAGGAACAUGUCAUGGAGGCGGCCAGCCGGCUGACUGCAGCAAUAAAGCCAGAGAUCGCCAAGAUGCUGAUGGAGCUGAGCGCUGGGGCUGCCAACUUCAAAGACCAGAAUGACUUCAGCCUGCAGGAUGUGGAGGUGCUGGGUCGGUGCUUCCUAACAGUGAUGCAGGUGCACUUCCAGUUCCUAUCCCAGGCCCUGCAGAAGGUGCAGCCUGUGGCCCAGUCAUGCCUGGCAGAGGCCCUCGCCCAGGCCCAGGAGCGACGCAGCAAUGUCCGCUCCCAGAGCUCCUACCCUGGGCCCCUGACGGAGCUGGAGGAGGCCUCACGAUCAUGGAAGGGUGCAGCCGAGGCCACGGGACGUCUGAGGGAGAGGGGACGUGAUGGCUGCCUGGCAGGCAUCCAGGUCCAGCAGCUCUUCUGUUCCAACAACCCCAACAUCCCUGAUCACCAUCUGAAGGAGCUCAACAUGAAGAUCGACAAUGCCUUACAGGCUUAUAAAGCAGCACUAGAAAGUAUGGGCCACAGUGAAUAUGCACUGAAGGCUGGCUUUCACCUCAAUCCCAAAUCUGUGGAGGCAGCUUUACAGGGUUGCUGCAGUGAGGCAGAGGCCCAGCAGGCUGGCAGGAUGCAGACCAUCUCCCAGCCCAUUCAAUGUGAGCUGCCCACCAUCCCUGUGCAGAUUGGCGCCCACUUCCUCAAAGGAGUGUCCUUCAACGAGUCAGCGGCUGACAACCUCAAACUGAAAACGCACACCAUGUUGCAGCUCAUUAAAGAGGCAGUGGGGCAGAACGGAGUGACCCCCCGGGACGACUCCCCCGUCACUGAGGUCCUCAACCAGGUCUGCCCUUCCAGCUGGAGAAUGGCCUGCAAGACCGCCGUCCAGUUACUGUUCGCUCAGGCGGGACUGGUGGUUGUUGACACUGCUCAGAUCGAGAACAAGGAAGCCUAUGCUCCACAGAUUGCUCUGGAGGGCUCCAGAGUUGUGGUACAAGUACCCUCCACAUGGUGCCUGAAAGAGGACCCAGCCACCAUGUCUCUGUUGCAGCGGAGUCUGGACCCAGAGAAGACCCUCGGCCUGGUGGACGUGCUAUAUACCGCCGUCUUUGACAUCAAUAGGUGGAAGGAGUGCAAAGAACAGGCCUUGCCUACCAUUCAGAUGCAGUUACAGCGGGAGAGCCCUGACUACGGGAUGCAGGUAGACCUGCCUUCUGGAAAUGGCUCCAAAGCCUACAGUGGCCUGCCCAAAACUAUCUCCAAGCUAACUUCCAAAUUCACAAAGAAGGCCUCUUCCAGCUCUGUGUCCAGUGGUGGGGGCAGCUACUCCAUCCCCAGCACCCCGUCCCAUAGCAUGCUCUCUAGCAGCAGCUCUGAAGACAAGCAGUUCAAGAGCCUGGGCCACGCAGUAGACGGGAGACUGCAGAGCAUCUUACAGCUAGGCAACCUGUCCAGCAACCUCGACCCCACCCAGCCCCAGAACGGUUCAGUGUGUGAUGACCAGGGCAUGAACCUCCCCACGGACCAGGAGAUGCAGGACGUCAUUGACUUUCUCUCAGGUUUCAACAUGGGCAAGUCCCAGCAAGCCUCCCCACUGGUCAAAAGGAGGAACUCUGUAGCGUCUGCCAACGCCGCCGAGCUGAAGCCCCCGAGCGGCGCCACCGACCGAACCCCAAUCUCCCAAGCGGUCUCCCACAGUUCACUGCAGCCCCCUACCCAGAGUAUGCCGCAGCAGCAGCAGCCACCACCACCGCAGCAGCCCUCCCAGCAGGCACUGCAGUACUACCAACACCUCCUCCAGCCUAUUGGGCAGCAGCAGCAUGCUCCACCUCAGCUGCCCUCCCAACAGCCUCCACCCCAGGCUCUUCCCCAGCAGAGAAUGCCAAGUAAGUGGCUGAGUGGUUCCAGCCAGCAGCAGCCUCAUCCCCAGGGCCCCCCUCCCCCAGCAGGGCUCUCCCCCCUGGGGCCCAUUGGCCAGUGGGGCUCACCUGGCCUCCCAGACCUGAGCUCGGACCUGUACAGCCUGGGGCUGGUCAGCACCUACAUGGACAGUGUCAUGUCUGAGAUGCUGGGGCAGAAACCACAAGGUCCUCGCAACAACACCUGGCCCAACAGGGACCAGAACGAGGGUGUGUUUGGGGUGCUGGGAGACACUUUGCCCUUUGACCCUGCAGUUGGUUCUGACCCCGAGUUUGCGCGUUACGUUGCCGGAGUCAGCCAGGCCAUGCAGCAGAAACGGCAGGUGCAGCAAAUCCGUCGACCCAGCAACACCCGCGGCAACUGGCCCGUCUCUGAUGAGCAGCACAGGACCUGGUCCCACCCAGAGUACUACAGCGAAGGGGAGGCGGUCAACAGCAGCUGGUCAGCCAAUCAGGGAGACUCUGCCAGCUCCAGUGAUGAGACAUCCUCAGCCAAUGGGGACAGCUUGUUCUCCAUGUUCUCUGGACCUGAUCUUGUUGCCGCCGUCAAACAAAGAAGAAAACACAGCUGUGGUGAGCAUGAGGUGUGUACCCUGCCCUCUCCUCCCCUCCAUCACUUGGGAGAUGAUAAUAACCAGGAAAGCAAAACAAAAACUUGGCCGCCAAAGGCCCCAUGGCAGCACUCCGCUCACACUCAACACAACACCAUGCCCAAUCCAAGCUCUUCCCUGUACCAGAUGAACAUCCCUUCCAGCCAAUGGUGUGAUUCCAUGCAGAUGUUACAGUCGCCGGUGUGGUCCACUGCCAGUGACUGCCCUCCCUCCACCGGGAUCUCCUCUGGCUUCUCUCACUACACCCAGCAGCAACAGCAGCACAAACCCAUCAGCAAGGGCUUUAAAUCCUUCCCCAUCAAACAUGAGCACAGGCCCUCCUACCUUCACCAGUACUGAUACAGACCAAACAAAUGAGUCCAUUGGUAUGGUAAAAUAUUAAUAAUAUAAAAUUGAAUUGUUCAUACUGGCUUAACAUUUUAUGUAUUUUUCCAUUGCCCCCUAUUUGAAAGACAGUCUAAACUGCAUGUCCUACUGGCAGCAGAUAGUAUAAACUUUAUCAGGCAGACUGUUUCCUCAGACAUGCAUGGCCAUCAUCCACUUUUCUUCUCCUUCUGAAAAUGUAAGGGAUAAGAUUGUAGGGGGUGGGCUCUAAACGAGACACUCCAAUUUCCCCCAUAAUUCUAUGCUGUAACUGCCAAAUCUCAUGUAAGAUGACUCAGACUACAGCUAACAUCUACUGUUCCAUAGCUUGUAAAUUACUGAAGUUGAAAUAUAAAUAAUAAUUUACUACUUUUUAUUAAGAGGCUUUGAGCAGGCUCAGCAUACAUAAAACAUUGCAAUUGAAAAAAAUAACUUUCAGCAACUGACAGAGUAAAAAAUAUAUAGCAGUAACUAUGUGCCAUGUUGGUAUUAAUAGCACUUUCACAAUAUUAUUUUCCAACCAAAGCGUUGUUCAGAAGAUAAAUGGUGCUGAGAGAAGUCAGAUUAAAGUUACGAGUCCUAGGGAAAGUCUUUGAUCAAAACGCGCAUUCAUUUCCUUUUCUUUCCCCGAUUUGGCAGUUCGCUUCAGAAUGACUAACUCAUAAACCUAAUGUUUGUUCCUUUUAAAAUACAAUAUUUUCGUGUACAAAUAUUGACAGUAUUAAUCUUAUUUUUGUAUUUUCUUACAUGUUAUACCAUAUUACAACCCCCCCCCCCCCCCCAAGAUAUGAAGGCACAUUAAUUUCUUUAGUACAGAGUUUAACUACACCAUAUAUCUAAAGGUUACCAAAUAUGCCAUUAUAAACACUAAAACAUUGAGUAGGGUGUUUUUUAGCCCAUGUUUCUAUGGCUACGGGCUGUAUUUAAAUGCCCAGAAUGUUAAAUUUUUGAUGUUUGCGGAUGCCAAUGUUGCCUGUAUUUAUGAAAUGACACCAUGUUUUCUGAAAACUAACAUACUUACCAUGUUUACAGAGAUUUGUUUGCUGUAUAUACAUAAAUAUAUCUUUUUAUAGUUCUGUGCUUUGCACAAUCAAAAUAUAGGGUGUGUUGCUUUGUCUGUGUUUCCCAAACUUUUGCUGCCUUUUUUCUCAUCUUUAUAGACCUUGGACUGUAACCAUUAGCAUCUUUCAGCUGUGUCAAAAUGGUUAACUAGUGGCAUCUACAAAAAAAAAAAAAAAAAAUGUUACCCUGACAGAA
Molecule: messenger RNA, 5479 nt
Organism: Salvelinus namaycush (lake trout)
Lineage: Eukaryota; Metazoa; Chordata; Actinopteri; Salmoniformes; Salmonidae
Product: granule associated Rac and RHOG effector protein 1-like
Exons: 14
Coding region: 968-4198 (1076 amino acids)
Biological process (GO): Rac protein signal transduction
Molecular function (GO): CCR4-NOT complex binding
Source: RefSeq, a predicted model, not a curated record